Molecule: messenger RNA, 3545 nt
Organism: Ornithorhynchus anatinus (platypus)
Lineage: Eukaryota; Metazoa; Chordata; Mammalia; Monotremata; Ornithorhynchidae
Gene: GATA4
Product: GATA binding protein 4
Exons: 7
Coding region: 445-1779 (444 amino acids)
Biological process (GO): negative regulation of transcription by RNA polymerase II; cell fate commitment; positive regulation of transcription by RNA polymerase II
Cellular component (GO): nucleus
Molecular function (GO): zinc ion binding; RNA polymerase II cis-regulatory region sequence-specific DNA binding; DNA-binding transcription factor activity, RNA polymerase II-specific
Source: RefSeq, a predicted model, not a curated record
GGCUCGGAGACAGACGGGCAGGCGGCCAGGAGGGCAGCAGGAACGAGCCCCGGAUCCGGCCUCCAGGUGCCCAGUGUCCGCGGGCACGGUGCGGGCAAGACGCGGGACGCAGAACUUCCAGCGCGCUUGGACAUCCCCAUCGAGGGACCGUGGGAUCCGGACAGGUGGAGGAAGGCGGCGGCGAGAAGGGGAGGAGACUCGCGGGGCUUAAAUCUCCCGGGGCGGAGGGCACGGCCGGCCCCGCACCCACAGCCUCCGGCCCAGCGGCAGCAGCGGCGGGACAGGCCCCCGACCCCGCGGACGCCGGACCAGGCCGCUCGCCCUCCGGACCCGGGACCGGCCCCGGCGCCCACCGACGGCUGACAGAGACGCCCCCGGCCUCCCCGCCCCCGGCCCGCCCCCUGCCCAGCCCCGAUCCCGGGGGGCCGGGGGCGACCCCCGGCUAUGUACCCGAGCCUGUCCGCCGGCUCCGGACACGGCCCCCCGACGGGCUCCUACCAGCCGGACAGUCCCGGGGCUUUCCUGCCCGCCGCCCCGGCCCCGACGGCUCCCGGGGCCGCCCCCUCCCCUCCCGUCUUCGUGCCCACGCCGCGGAUGCCCACCUCCGUGCUGGACCUGCCCUACCUGGCCGGGGCCGGGGGGCCGCCCGGGGCCGGGCCCGGGACGCCGCAGGGGAGCCUCCCGGGCUGGGGACAGCCGGGCCCCGACGGGGCGGCCUACACGCCUCCGCCGGCCUCCCCGAGGCUUUCCUUUCCAGCGCCCCCCGGACCCCUGGCAGCAGCCGCCGCCGCCGCCGCCGCCGCCGCCAGGGAGGCCGCCGCCGCCGCCGCCGUCUACGGGGCAGGACCGGCCGGGGCCGUCGGGGCCGUCGGGGCCGGGGCUGCGGGGCUGGGCGGCCGGGAGCCCUACGGCCGGUCCUCUUUCCCCGGGACCUCCUACGGCGGCCCCUACGCCUACAUGGCCGCCGACGUGGGCGCCUCUUGGGGUCCCGCCGCCCCCUUCGACGGAUCGGUCCUGCACAGCCUCCCCGCCAGGGCCGCCCCCAACCCCGCCGCCCGCCACCCCAGCCUCGAAAUGUUCGAAGACUUCUCGGAAGGCCGCGAAUGUGUCAACUGCGGAGCAAUGUCCACCCCGCUGUGGCGGCGGGAUGGCACCGGCCACUACCUGUGCAAUGCUUGCGGCCUCUACCACAAGAUGAAUGGCAUCAACCGGCCCCUCAUCAAACCGCAGCGCCGCCUGUCCGCCUCCCGCCGCGUGGGACUCUCCUGUGCCAACUGCCAGACCACCACGACCACGCUGUGGCGCCGGAACGCCGAGGGGGAGCCCGUGUGCAACGCCUGUGGCCUCUACAUGAAGCUCCACGGGGUGCCCCGGCCUCUGGCCAUGAGGAAAGAGGGAAUCCAGACAAGGAAACGGAAACCCAAGAACGUGAACAAAGCCAAGGCAUCAACAGGCCCACCCAGCAGCGAGACGCUCCCACCCCCUGGCAGCGAGGCUGGAGGGUCCAGCGGCCCCGUGGCCAGGUCUGAGGAGAUGCGUCCAGUCAAGACGGAGCCAGGGGUCUCCCCUCACUACGGACCUGCUGGACCCAUGUCCCAGGCGUUCUCCGUCAGCACGAUGACUGGCCACGGGGCCUCCGUCCACCCGGUGCUCUCAGCCCUGAAACUCUCCCAGCAAGUCUACCCACCCUCCACCAGCCAGCCCUCGCCCGCUGGCAGCAAGCAGGACUCAUGGAGUGGCCUGGCUUUCUCAGAAAGUCACGGGGACAUCACUGCAUAAUAGCCGCACGCCAGCUGCCUUCCUACCCCUCUUCCUGAGGUGCUGGGGCCCCUGGACACCCCACCAAGGCCCCACCUGACUCCAGAGACUCCAGCGAUGUUGACUGAGUUGUCUCCUUGCCAGCCAACAGAGACCUGCCGCCCAUGACGAUGAUUUCUGCUGGAGGCUUGAGCUUUGGCUAAGGGCACCCUUCUCAGCUCCUCUAAUGUCCACCAGAACCAUAACCGUGUCUGCCAUGACCACCACCCCCGACCCGUUAGCCCUCUCCCGACUGCUUUCGCUCUCCUCAACCCCCACGGACGACUCGCCCUUGCCACCCUGGCCUCUUGCCCCUCAAUCUCUGGCUCAGGGUGAGCUGGCCAAAACCUUGCAAGGGGGCUCACCUGCCUGACAGAACCUGCUUCCCUUCUUCCCUUGGGGGAAGAGCGUUCCCUUGGCAACUGCAACUUUGGUCCUCACCCCACCGCCGGCCACCGGGCACACACAGGCGGGCAGACUCAGAGACCACCCUGCUGUCCUGUUCCCCAAAGUCUACCCCCACCCCAGAAGAGAUGGUGUGAUCCACAUCCCUCAGCAAUCAAUCCAAUAUUUAUUGAGCGCUUACAGAGUACAGAGCACUGCCUAAGCGCUUGGAAGAACAGAACAGAAGUUGGUGGGACCACUGGGAGGUGGUCCCAUCUAGCCCUCCCAAUUCCAAGGUGCAGGCAAUGGGAGUCUCCUGAACCCGACCAUGGAGCUGGGGGGGGCAUUCACCCUGCUUUUCUCCAGACCCUCCCCUGGGCUCAAACUCCCAGGGAGGUGAGGGAUGCCCCAGUGGCGGUGGUCCGAGAGAGGAAAGAUUUUUGCGGCGGUCACCCCAGCCCGUCCCCAGUUGCCCCCGGAGCCCUCCCUCUGUCACACAGGCGGCCCACACAGAUGCUCCAGGUCCACCCUGGCUACGGAAACAGCAGGGACCGGUGGAAGUUUCCUUUUCUGAACCACUUGACUCCUCCAAUAAUAAUAAUUAUUAUUAUAAUAGCCUGGAUCUAUCUAUAAAAAUAUGCGUAUAUGUGCGCAUAUAUAUAUAUGCAUAUUAUUUUCACAUUUCAGCUACCUCAUGUUGUCCUUGCUCACUUCUGUGAAGGAGGAAGAGCAGGUAGCUUGACACCAUUUUAGAAAUGAGGAAGCUGAGUUCCAGAAAGUUGCAGGGAUGUUUCCCCGCAGUCACGCAACAGGGCGAGAGCAGAUCUGGGAGUAUCCCCACUCCCUUCUCCAGGCUGUUCCCCCUAAAUCACAGGGCCCUUUUUUGUUUGGUUUGGACUAUGUUAAUUUCCUUUUUUUUUUUUUUUGUUAAAGUACCCAAAAAGCUAUUAAAUGUGCCUGGAAGGGAAGCAGACCCAUUUAAAGGGCGACUGGCGAUGAGAACGUUUUGGAGGAAUGAUGAUGAUGGGGGGAACCGAGCGGCCACCUGGCGGCGCUAUGCUACCGUGGACCAGGGAACUCCUGCCUGUGGAUGGACAUUCUGGGUCAUUGCCCCCCUCCCCUCCUCAAGCCCCCACUUUCCCCCUGCUCUGUGGGAAGGGACUCUUCUGCUCUCCCCUCUGGCGGGGCUCAGAAGGGGGGACGCUCAGCUCCGGGGUCUCCCUUCCUUCCCCCAACCUGGACCCCGCUGUCCUGAAGCCUCUAGCUGAAAACCAAGAGGGACUGAGCAUCAGGCCAUGUGCUGGCCAACCCCUUCGCCUUGAGAACUCCCGGAACAAUAAAAAACCAAGCUCGUUGCAAAAUUU